UCCCUUCGAGGUAUGUCGUGCAUGCGUUUGCAUGGCGUCCGAAAUGUGUUCGCACAUGGAGAAAAACAUUCCCAUUGGAUUUUUUCGGAUCACAAUUUCACUUGUUUUCCAAGUUUCAAAAUCCGAAACCAAAGCCAAAGCGAGCGAUGACGAUGACAGCACAAGGCAUCUCUUUGUUCUUGCCUCACUAUCCAUUUGAAGGUGUGUUUCUUAAUAAGAAUACAAUAAAGUUGCUUUCUCCUACCAAUGUUGGAGAACUAGACUUUCCUAAAUUGAAAGCUCACUUUCCCUCCAAAUUAUUACCUCCAUUUUUCAUUCACACCUCUAAUUUGAACGCAACAAUGAAAAAAAAAGAAUCAAAAAUCGUUAUCAAAAUAGCUAAACCAAUAACUUUUUUUCGAUUCGAGUAAUUGAUACUGGUUCGGCUACGAACAACCUAGAAGAUGCAAUAAGUUGUAAGGUCUCCAUCAGCUAUUUUUGGUAGACUAGACUAGACCAAAGUUUAUUGCCAUUUUUAUAUAUAUGUAUGUACACCAACAAAGAAAGUAUUCUCCUUGAGGCAUCCCUUAGUAUCACUAAAAAAGCUUAGCUAUUCAAUUUCCCAUAACACCAAAGCAAUGGGGAGCCUUGGUCUUAAACCAAUUGACACUAAGACCAAAAUAGGACCUAAAAUGGGCGUGAAUACUGCUAAUGGCCAGAAAAAAAACACUGUGGUGGUGACAGAGCCAGAACAGGAGCCAGCAAGUCCAGCUACACGAUUGUUCCAUACAAAGUCUCUUAAUUGCUACAUUAUUGCCAUAUUAGGUUGCACUACAAAGAUAAACCGCGAUGUCAUCAAGAAAGGCCUUGAGUCCACUCUUGUCAAUCACCCUCGAUUCUCUAGUAUAUCGGUGGUGGAUGAAAAGAAAGGUGCAAGGAAGUGGGUGAAAACGACAGUAAAUGUGGAAGAUCACCUAGUAUGUCCGGAUUUGGAUCCUGACAUGGAUUCCCCAGAUGAGUUCCUGGAAAAUUACACAUCAAGUCUAACAACAACACCCUUAGACAUGACAAAGCCACUCUGGGAGGUACACAUCUUGAACGUGAAAACAUCCGAAGCCGAUGGAGUUGGGAUUCUAAAAUUGCACCAUUCAAUUGGUGAUGGCAUAUCAAUUAUCUCCUUAAUCUUGGCGUGCACUCGUAAGGCAUCGGAUCCAGAAGCACUGCCCACUAUACCUUCAAGUAACAAGAAAGAAAAAAAAGAUAAGGCUGGAUGUUUUAGUAGGUUUUGCUACUAUGUUUGGUUUUCGUUUAUGUUGUUUUGGAAUACGAUUGUGGAUGUUGUUAUGUUUUUGGCUACCAUUAUGUUUCUGAAGGAUACGGACACACCGAUGAAAGGAGGAGCUGAGGUUGGGGAUAGUCCUAAGAGACUUGUGCACAGGACUAUCAGCCUCGACGACAUGAAACUUGUCAAGAAUGCCUUGAACUUGACAAUUAAUGAUGUAGUGAUGGGCAUGGCACAAGCUGGUUUCUCACGUUAUCUCAAUAGAAGAUACGGUGGUAUAUGUUCAGGUAACAAGAAGGGGAAAGGAAGCAGCAAGACAAAUAAUCUGCCCAACAACAUUCGUCUUAGAGGAUCUAUUGUUUUCAACAUCAGACCUUCUACUGGAAUUAGAGCUCUAGUAGAGAUGAUGGAGAAAAGAUCAAAGGCAAAAUGGGGCAAUGAAAUUGGAUAUGUGCUGACCCGAUUACCCAUUAGUUUACCCGAUAAUCCGUUGGAUUAUAUCCGGCAAGCUAAAACAAUUAUCGACAGAAAAAAACUGUCUCUUGAAUCCAGAUUCUCUUUUCGUGCUGCUAAGUUAUUUUAAGAAAUUGUCGGAUCCGAGGUGGCAGCAAAGCUGACAAGCAGAAUACUAUCGCACACCACAGUGUUAAUAUCAAACAUGGUUGGGCCUCAAGAAGAGAUCACAUUUUUUGGGCAUGAAUUAGCAUAUGCUGCUCCUACAAUUUUUGGACUCCCUCAUGUUA
Capsicum annuum is the source of this 2004-nucleotide messenger RNA. Its product is annotated as wax ester synthase/diacylglycerol acyltransferase 11. Gene Ontology annotation, biological process: triglyceride biosynthetic process. The coding region runs from base 618 to 1844 and encodes 408 amino acids. Gene Ontology annotation, molecular function: long-chain-alcohol O-fatty-acyltransferase activity; diacylglycerol O-acyltransferase activity. The transcript is spliced from 6 exons. NCBI's taxonomy places the organism in Eukaryota, Viridiplantae, Streptophyta, Magnoliopsida, Solanales, Solanaceae. The record is from RefSeq and is a predicted model, not a curated record. Gene Ontology annotation, cellular component: plasma membrane.